Molecule: messenger RNA, 498 nt
Organism: Fusarium redolens
Lineage: Eukaryota; Fungi; Ascomycota; Sordariomycetes; Hypocreales; Nectriaceae
Exons: 1
Coding region: 1-498 (165 amino acids)
Source: RefSeq, a predicted model, not a curated record
AUGAUUGAGCCUGAAACCUCCACCCCCGGCGACGCCCUCAGCCCUUGGAAGCUGGAGAUGGCCACUCGCGGGUAUUACAUCCAGUCCAAGAUUUUACACAUCCCCGAUCGAUUCGGCUUCCUUUCUCCUGGCCCACCUUCGCUCCAGGUAUUCGAUGUCGACGGAGUCAUCGCGCUGUUGGUGUAUUUAUCUAUCAUGUGCGCCAUUGAAGCUCUGGUCCUUAUUCAUUCAUGGCUGUAUGAAUACUUUAGGUGGUUUAUCGUCUACUUAUUCUUGUGGACAAACUGUGAACUCAUUGUGGGUAUGUGGAUCAUAACAUGUAUCGGCCAUUACUUCAAGCGUGGCCACGGCGAGGGCUCCCGCACUGCGAGCAUUGUGGUCGAAGAAAAAGCCCGAGGCAGUGAUGCAGUGAUUGGUCGACGAGGUUCGUCACUUGGAUUUGGAAUUCAGCUCAGAAGUCAUGGAGAGAGUGGUUUGGACAAAGACAAGGACGAUUAA